Molecule: messenger RNA, 1890 nt
Organism: Talaromyces amestolkiae
Lineage: Eukaryota; Fungi; Ascomycota; Eurotiomycetes; Eurotiales; Trichocomaceae
Exons: 1
Coding region: 1-1890 (629 amino acids)
Source: RefSeq, a predicted model, not a curated record
AUGAGCUCAAAUACCGACUUCCUCGAUGUCAACCCAGCGGUCUCAAGUGCCAGCACAAGUCGAAGAUCGAGUACCGCUGUCCGACCUCGAAAUAGAAGGCUCAUAUCCGUCAACAAUGAUGGUGAGGAGGAGGGACCGCAGACUUCAUCAACUUCUAGGGUCGCUUCUUCUUUCGCUCGGCUGACCCCUCCUCAGUCUCGAGGUACAACACCUUCACCAUAUGCAUCACAAAGGGGCUCGCCUCUCCCUCAGAAGCAAUUUUCAAGGGUAUCAGAGCGGGACCUUGGUGGUAGGUAUAGAGACGACGAUGACGCAUAUGGAAGCAGGGACACUUUUCAGCCAUUUAACUCAUCGCAUAACUCAUCUGGAUUUCUCGAGUCAUCAUGGUCGUCUAUCCAAAGUCUUACUUCGUCCUUCUUAGGGAACGAUCUGAAGUGGGGAAAGUCGGCUUCUAAUUCUACAAUUUCAACGAAACGCCGAAAGCCCUCUCGGUCCGACAUUCCUGUGAGUCUAUCGAAACAGCAGGGACCUUCGGCAUGGGGCCCUUCGGUUUCAUCAGGUCCACAAAUCGGUUCUGGAACAAAAGAAGAGCGACAAGCUUUGGUACAAGCGAAGAAAAGAGAGAUAUUGCUACUUGCCAAUGGUGACUCCUUGUCCGACCUCAGAGAUCGAUAUAAGCGGAAAGAUUCGUUGGAGAUUUCAAAUGAUAGUACAAUGGAUCCUGAGCUGGAUGAAGAGGCACUGGUUUACAUCCAUCACAUUCAGCCGAGUGACUCGAUGACAGGGUUAUGUAUCAAAUAUGGAUGUCAGCUUGCGAUCUUCCGAAAAGCGAACGGUUUCUGGCCGAGUGACAGUAUACAAACGAGGAAGAUCGUUCUCCUGCCGGCUGAAGCAUGCUCUGUCAAGGGCCGACGGGUAGACCGGCCUGGCAAUGUUGAUCUGCUGGGUGAUGAUUUGUCGGGUGAAACCUCAUCGGAAGACCCUGCUGGUAGCUCGAUCGUACCGAGCGAGUCCCCGCCUAUUGGCGAACCGUCCGAGUCAGUGCAAACAACCAAAAGUGAUAAUGAGCGCGUAUGGAAACAUGAAGCAUGGGUCAUGAUGGAAGGCUUUCCAAGCCCAGUCGAGAUUGGUCGUGUACCUCGCAAGACAUUAGGUUUCUUCCCACGCUCGAGGCGAAAGUCCUUAUCACUACCGUAUUCUGACGCCGAACCUCCAACUCCCACGAUACCUACAAGACUCAAUCGUAUAGAUUCUUCUUCAUCUUACCAGCGAGAUGGCUCGCCUAUUCCUUCCACGUCCUCGUCUCGUCUGACUUCACCACUUCGGUCCAGUCGAGCCGGUCAUAGGCGUACUAGCAGCAUCACGCUACAGGGACCAGGUGGUGUUGGGACAUUAGGUAGGGAGGUCCAUGCUCCAGGCCCUGCACAAGAUGGCCUUAACAAAUUUGUCGCGCAACAUCUUCCAAAUCUUUCAGUUCCUCCUCCACCGGCGCCUUCGACACUACGCAAGGCGUCAUUUGAUUCGACCUCAAGUGUGCUUUCAGGGACAUCAAGCACCGGUUUGGAAAAUUUCGGUGGAGCUAUCGAAGGAUGGAUGAGGAAGAUGGCGGUAAGGGCUAAAACAAGUCUAAAUGAUUUGCAGCCGGGAGGCUCCCAGCAGUCUUCACGUGGUCAAGCACUUGGUAUUGCGGGACUAGGUGAUCUUAUCGAACUCAAUGAUGGGCUUGAAGGAGGCAGUGACUCUGAAGUAUUGAUGGGCAAUGGUCAUACCGAAAGCCGAAAUGGUCGCAAUCAGGCUAUGGGCAACUACUCGCAAUACGAACGCUUCUCGAACUCGCCUUCUUCAACGACUCGCACCCGUCCUCGUCUAGACGCGCAUAAAAACGACUAG